CGUAUUCCCUCUUCAUUCAUUCAGUCUCAUGUACGUUUCAGCAGCACGUUCUCUUCGUGCUGCGCGCACUGUUUUAUUACACCGUACUGAAAAACGUUCAAGAACAGAAACAAGAUUUGGAGCCAAUGCGCGCUUAAACAACUCCUCAGUAGUUGGUACGAUUUCCAGUCUUUCUUCAUCUUCUGGUAACGGGCUUUCUUCACCUUGGAAAAGUUGUAUAGACGCCACUCAGUUUGCUCCUGGUUCUUGUAUUAUUUCCAAUUCCCAUACCUCUUGGCCUUCUAGUUCCGUCUAUGUCAGUAAUUCGAACACAACUAAAGACAGUGAGGAACUGGGUCCCUUGACUGAAACUACUGGCAAAUGGAGAGUUGCGCUAGCUCUCGCUGACUCAGAAAAUUCAGGUCGAGGUAGGAUAUUUUGUUCAGAAGGCUCGUUGUUUUUGUGUCGCCGUUUUUCUAUUGAUACACGGCUGAAUGGUAAAGAUUAUGAAGACCUUUUAGACUCAAGGGAAAUGGCUCACGGUGAAGCUCAACCAAACACCGGAACAGUUGCCAAUUCGUUGCCGGAAGAGUUUGUUGAUGGAGUCCAUUCUACGGAGUUUUCGACAGAUAUGACAAAGAAUAUUUUCGACUCAAAGGAGAAUACUUUAAGAUUUUCUUCUCCUUUAUCCGGUGACUCUCUCUGGGGUAGUGGUGAAUUUCGGGUUGCUAUAAGCAAUAGGGAAAACAAUUGGUUACCAGAGAGCUUUCUUUCGGAGAGUCAUAUCGAUUAUUCUUUACAGGAGCUGCAGGAUGUCACAGAUGGAGACGAGAUUGUAUCCCGAUGUGUUGAUUCGAUUGUCAAUGAAACAACUACAGGAACAACAGAACAAGAUAGUCAUCACUUGUUGAAUAUGGACAAUUCUCGUUUGGAGAUGAGUGUUGAUUUUGAUGAAAAUGCAAACUCUGCAAAUCGAUUCAGAACGAAGCACUCCGCUGAAUAUUUAAAUCAACAGCGUGAAAUUCGAGAUACUAUUAAACAAGAAUUGCUGCAAGGUAUUGAGCAAGCUAAUGCCAAAGAAGAACUGGAUAGCAUGUUUAAGAUUUGGGAAGAAAGCUUUAACGUUAUUUCUGAUGUAGUAGAAGAACAAAAGAAUAGUAUUGAAACUACGGAGAACCAUUCUAAUUCGGCUCAACUUUUUCAGAGUUCAGUUCUCAAGUUGGAUAAGCAUGUCAGUCCACGUUCUUGGCUAUAUGACAUUGUGUUGCUUGAAUGUUUUAACAGAGAAAAGAUGGACCUUGUAGAACAUAUUCUUUAUUGCAUGUUUUGUGCAGGAGUAACGAUAAGACCUCGAUGGUUCUCGCAGUUGAUCAAUUUGUAUAGUAAACGAGGACAACUUGGCAGUGCUUUUGGUGUUUUAGAUUCUAUGUCUUUAUGGGGUGUGUUUCCUGAUAGUUAUGUUUAUAGUUCUCUUUUACAGGCAUGUGUUCGUAGCAAUCGCUUUGACCUUGCUCUCAAGGUGUAUGAACAUUUGCAGCAAGAAGGUUAUGUUAUGGAUGCUCAUAUGUACAACACUUUGGUAAAUGGAGCUGGUUCUUUAGGGGAUCUCGAAACCGCAGAAAGGCUAGUUAGACAAGCCCAAGAGUAUAAUGUUGGUCUGGAUACGGCUUUAUGUAAUACUUUUUUGGUUUCUUGUGCAAAGCAUCACGAUAUAUCUCGUGCAGAACAUUUGUUUUUAGAAAUGAGUAAUGGAAAUAUGGGCUCUUUGGCAUUACCGAAUGGAAAGACUUACAAUAUCUUGAUCAACCUGUAUUGCAAAAUGAAUCCACCACAAGUGGAACGUGCCCUUGAAAUGGUUGAACGACAGAGAAUGUAUGGAUUUUCUCCAGACGAGUCGACAUUUUGUCCUAUCAUUGAUGCAUAUUUUCGAGUGAAUGAUCCUUUCAAGGCAAUUGAGCUAUUUAAGAAACUCAGAACAGAGGGUUCUCCAAAACUCAGUCGAGUAACUUACGACACUGUGAUCAACGGAUUGGGUCGUUCAGGAUACCUGGAUGAUGCUUUUGAAGUAUUUCGCAUAAGAGCCUCAGAGACAUCCUUGGAGAGUUUGGAUGAUACAACAUAUAACAACUUACUCAAUGCCUUUGUAGAAAAUAAUCGUUUAGAUGAAGCAGAACGUUUCUUUCAAGAGUCCUUAGCUUCAGGAUUUCAGCCUUCUACUGCCACGUACAAUAUUCGCCUUAAAGCUUUAUUGUCUCAGGGUCACUUAAUGCAAGGAUUUAAACUUGUGGAAGAAAUGGUUUCUCGUGGCAUUCAACCUAAUUUGAUAACUUUCAAUACACUUUUGGAUAUUGCGUUACGAGGUCAACAUUAUGUUUAUAUUGAUAGCAUUGUAAAUGCCAUUCGUAAGAGUAAUGUGAGACCCGAUAUUUAUACUUUCAAUCUAAGGUUACAAGCAGCUUAUCGUUUGGGUGUCUUUAUGAAAGCUGAAGAGAUAUAUUCCGAAAUGAUAGCGUCGAAUAUACGUCCUGAUGUAUAUACUUAUGUCUAUUUGAUGGCAUGUGCAGGAAGAAGAAACGAUACUGUGCAAGGUGUAAAAUAUUUGAAGGAAGCUGUAAAGAAAGGAAGACAACCCAAGGGACCUAUAGCUUAUAGACCAUUAUUACAUGCUGCUAUGAGAAACGGUAGUAUUGAAGAUGUGAUUACCAUCGUGAACGCAAUGAAAGCCGUAUCUUUGUAUUUAGAUGAAAAACUGCAGAGCCGCUUCAUUUCUUGGUGUAGAAACAACAAUGUGGACCCAAACUUGUAUGUGAAUCAACCAUCUUUAUAGAAUAUAUUUUUUAUUUUGAUU
This is a messenger RNA of Galdieria sulphuraria, 2827 nucleotides long. RefSeq names its product mitochondrial protein translocase, MPT family. The transcript has a single exon. Gene Ontology annotation, molecular function: protein binding. Bases 29 to 2806 code for a protein of 925 amino acids. NCBI's taxonomy places the organism in Eukaryota, Rhodophyta, Bangiophyceae, Galdieriales, Galdieriaceae. The record is from RefSeq and is a predicted model, not a curated record.